Molecule: messenger RNA, 1422 nt
Organism: Sphaerodactylus townsendi
Lineage: Eukaryota; Metazoa; Chordata; Lepidosauria; Squamata; Sphaerodactylidae
Gene: PRMT8
Product: protein arginine methyltransferase 8
Exons: 8
Coding region: 20-1012 (330 amino acids)
Biological process (GO): peptidyl-arginine methylation
Cellular component (GO): plasma membrane
Molecular function (GO): protein-arginine N-methyltransferase activity
Source: RefSeq, a predicted model, not a curated record
AGGAGCCGGCAGCCGGCCGAUGCGGCGGGGGCGGCCGAUGGGGCUGAAGCACUCGUCCCGCUGCCUGCUGCUCGGGAGGAGGAGGAGGAGGAAGGCGCCCGAGGGCGCGGCCCAGGUUUGCAGUGAUCCUUCCCGGUUUCCUCAGCCUAUUGCAACUUUAAGAUCUGUUCAGUCUGUGAUUCAUGCUCCUGUCCAACCAGGCCAGGGAAAGAUGGCAAAACUCCUGAGUCCGGAAGAGAUGACAUCAAGAGAUUAUUAUUUUGAUUCAUAUGCCCACUUUGGGAUUCAUGAGGAAAUGUUGAAGGAUGAGGUGCGCACAUUAACAUAUAGGAACUCCAUGUAUCACAAUAAACAUGUAUUUAAGGAUAAGACUGUCUUGGAUGUUGGAAGUGGCACAGGGAUCCUCUCAAUGUUUGCAGCAAAGGCAGGAGCGAAGAAAGUGUACGGGAUCGAAUGUUCCAGUAUAUCUGAUUACUCAGAAAAAAUCAUCAAGGCCAACCAUUUGGAUCACAUAAUCACAAUAUUUAAAGCUAAAGUAGAAGAAGUUGAGUUGCCUGUCAACAAAGUAGACAUUAUCAUCAGCGAAUGGAUGGGCUAUUGUCUUUUCUAUGAGUCUAUGCUGAACACAGUUAUCUUUGCUCGAGACAAAUGGUUGGAAGUGGAUAUUUACACAGUGAAGCCUGAGGACCUGGCAUUUGUGUCUGCAUUUUGUCUCCAGGUUCAGCGCAAUGACUACGUACACGCCUUGGUUACCUAUUUUAAUAUAGAAUUUACAAAAUGCCACAAGAAAACAGGAUUUUCUACAGCUCCAGAUGCUCCUUAUACCCACUGGAAGCAGACUGUAUUCUACUUGGAAGACUACCUGACUGUAAGAAGAGGGGAAGAAAUCUUUGGUACACUGUCCAUGAAACAAAAUGAAAAGAAUGUGCGAGAUUUGGAUUUCACAGUCGAUUUGGAUUUUAAAGGACAACUAUGUGACGUGUCCAUAUCUAAUGACUACCGAAUGCGCUAGCAAGAGGCUUUCUUUGGAAGCAGAAAAGGACAUUGAUUCAUGAUCUGCUGCAAUUCAUGCUGGGAACAAUCCCGUGCAGGACUUUCAGUUGCUGAUGAACAGUUAAUAGGACUGUCCCACCUGCUUGCAGCAAAAACAACUUCGUACUAAUGUACAGUUCAGAUAAUAUUCACUUAUGAAUUUCAGGGGUCUCCCAUGCGUACUGUAGUAUUUUGCUUUCCAGAAUUUUUAAGAGCAGAGGGUUCUCAAUAGAUGGCCAAAAGUGUUUGCAGUAUUAAAAUAUAUACAAAUACUGUCUAUCAGAAGAAUUCUGUUGUUUCAUAAUAGAAUUUUGUUGUGAUUGGUUGGUUUGUUUCUCUUUCAGUUUUAGCUGAGACGAUAAUUACAGUAAAUUUCAAGUACCCUCACAG